Molecule: messenger RNA, 873 nt
Organism: Hypoxylon trugodes
Lineage: Eukaryota; Fungi; Ascomycota; Sordariomycetes; Xylariales; Hypoxylaceae
Product: thioredoxin-like protein
Exons: 2
Coding region: 1-873 (290 amino acids)
Biological process (GO): regulation of G protein-coupled receptor signaling pathway
Source: RefSeq, a predicted model, not a curated record
AUGACUUCUACCUCCGCAAACGCAAACAUCAACCCUACCCCUGCUCAGGAAGAGUUCCAAGAUUUCCUCGAGAAGAACACAGACAAAGGUUCACGAGUACACCCAGAGGACCGAGACCACGCCAGGAGAGAGGCCGAAAACAGUGACGAAGACGAAGAGGACCGGUUCCGUAACGCCCAGAUAGAAGCAGCCAUGCGCGUCCCCACAUUGAACGGCGACGUGAAGUUGCCUCCGGCCAGUUUCGACUCGGGCCGCAGCACGGGCGUAAAGGGCGUCAUUGCCGACGCUCGCGCCUACGAGCAAGCCCGCCAGAGCAAGUGGCGGAAUAGGGUCCGCGCUGCCCGUCAAUCCGUAUUCGGGAAGGGCGACCUAUCUCGAACCUCUGAAUCGCACAGCGGCGAAAGCGAUGGAGACGAAGACGAAGACGCUUUCCUAAAGGAAUGGCGAGAGGCGCGAAGACAGGAGCUUGAGAGGGAAGCGAGGAACGGCAUCCGCAAUCGCAGAACAAGCCCGAGCCUAAGGAUGUUCGGGCGCUUAGACACUGUCGACGCACUAGGAUAUUUAGAUGCUAUUGAAAAAGUGGGGAGAGAAACUGUCGUUGUAGUAUUCGUCUAUGAUCAUGAGUGCGAAGUAUCUCGUCUCAUUGAAUCAACCUUGAGACCAUUGGUCACGGAACAUCCUGAAGUUCAUUUCGUCAAAGUCCACUACGAAGAUAUCGAGUUCGACAAUGCUGCUGUCCCUACCAUCCUUGCAUAUCGAAACCAAGGCGACUUGUUCGCGAACUUAACGGGGAUUAUCGACAUGAUUCCCGACGACGAAGAUUUCGACAGCGACUCAUUGAAGAAGAUCUUCAUUAAGAACAGUAUUAUAUAA